Molecule: messenger RNA, 2255 nt
Organism: Epinephelus fuscoguttatus (brown-marbled grouper)
Lineage: Eukaryota; Metazoa; Chordata; Actinopteri; Perciformes; Serranidae
Product: HERV-H LTR-associating protein 1
Exons: 15
Coding region: 53-2032 (659 amino acids)
Source: RefSeq, a predicted model, not a curated record
CGCGGCACAGAGUACAGGAGGAUCCAAGGAGCCGUGGUGCUUCAGCAGGGUCAUGGCCGCUUUACAGCAUCCACGCCUCUGUUUUAUAAUCUGUGUCUCGACCAUUUCACUCCUCAUCCUCUUCAGCCAAGUGUUAACAGACAGACGUCAGGAGGGGAGACACAAAAGAGACGUCCUGGACUCCACAGAUAUCCCAGCAGAGCACAUCGAUCCAGCUGCCAUCGACCUCACUCCCCUCGUCAAUACUCUAAUAAAUACAAGCCAGUCGGGCUCCCGGCAGCUCUUCUCCCUCCUCAGUGUGACGUCCUACAGCUCUCUGGCUCUCCAUAAACUCACCCUGCUGGUCUACAACAUUUCCAACAUUAGAAGUUUAGAAAGCAACAAGUUCAGGAGAAGAUUCUGCUACUGUGUCACUAAUGAGACCAACGAUCUAACGGACUUCACGGCCAUUCUGUUGGAUGUGAUGGGAAACUCGACAAGUUACCUGCAUGAGCUCUUUAAAUCUGCCUCCAUAUUAUCAGUAAGCCAGAGGAACAACUCUGACUGUAUUUACAUCUGUGUGAUGGCGGGUAAGAUGGGCAGAGAGAUGCCAGAGCUGUGGGAGGUUGGCUCCAUCACGCCGCUCUUCAACCAGACCAUCAUGGAGGGACCACACAGAGGUAACGUCUCCUCCUUCAGACUCCCUGUGGAAUGGCACCAACUGCCCACGAAUCUGAGUCACAUCUCUCCAUCUGGGAUGAGCUCCAGUUUAACCAGCAGAGUUCAUUCUACCGCACAUGUUUCACCAACAACAAUGGAUCAAACAGCUGUUUUAACAGCAAAGAUCACCACUGCCCAGCCGCUGGCGACAGCUCCACAGCCUGUAACCACCAUUCCACAAAGUCAAACUACAGUGGACGGGCCGGAGACAACAAUGAGAGAGAGGGCACAGGAGGUGACAGUACAGGAAGUAACAACACGUGCAGUGAUGACAGCACAGACAACAGCUACAAAAGUGCCAACGAUUUUACAACCAGUCACGUCAACGCAACCUGAAACCACCCUGCAAGUCACCACUGCGUCUGUAACGACGGCUUUAGCUCCAACCACAGUAAGAGCUCCACCAACUACAGUAAGAGCUCCGCCAACCACAGCAAGAGCUCCAUCAACUCCAUCAAGAGCUCCAUCAACUCCAGCAAGAGCUCCAUCAACCACAGUUAGAUCUCCGCCAACCACAGCAAGAGCUCCAUCAACUCCAUCAAGAGCUCCAUCAACUCCAGCAAGAGCUCCAUCAACCACAGUUAGAUCUCCGCCAACUUUAGCAAGAGCUCCAUCAACCACAGCAAGAGCUCCAUCAACCACAGUACGAACUCCAUCAACCACAGCAAGAGCUCCACCAACCACAGUAACAUCUCCAUCAAUCCCAGUAACAGCUCGUCUAACCACAGUAAGGGCUCCAUCAACCACAGUCACGGCUCGAUCGACCAUGGUAACGGCUCAAACAACCCCAGUAACAGCUCCAUCAAUAACCACACUGACCACAUCAUCAACCAAACUCACAACCUUCUUACCAGUUAUUAGUCUGACCCGGCUAACUACGUCUACACAUCAGCCAAGUAUGAUGACCCAGCACGCCACGUUGACAGGUCAUACCACAAGACUUUCACCCGUCCAUCCCACGGCAGGAUUUACUGUGUCGAGAAGGACUACAGGGCUUCUAAGCAGGAUAACUACAACACCCAGCACGUCUCUGGAAACAGAAAAACCAGGUUGUCCUUGGAGAAGGCCGGAGCUGACUGACCUCUCGCUCUCCGGCAGCACGACGACCGUCAGCGCUCACAAGCUGCAGCCCUGCGUCCUCGAGCUCUGCAAGUUCUUCUCCCAGUGCCUCUGCAGACCCUUCAGCCACAAGACGCGCAUGAAAAGGUACUGUGACGACAGCCACCUCUGGUAUGAAAAACACACGUCUGAGGUGUGUCGGCGGGUCAGGAGAGUCUCCUUCUCCAGAAAUCUGAAACAGAGAUGCCUGACAAAGAUGUGCAAUAAACUGUGACCAGAGUGAAACAAAGAGCUGUUCAUCAUCACAGGAAGUGACUGAAACUACAAACUACAGCUGAGUACACUCCUGGAGCAUCUUAAGAAUGUGUGGAAACAGAUUUCUAAAUCUGAAUGGAAUCUGGAAAUUGUUUACACUGAAAGUUUUUAUACAAAAGUGCAACUUUUACACAUUUGUCAUAUGUUGACUUUUAUCACUAGAAUCUACACAGUGAUUUAGA